Gracilinanus agilis (Agile Gracile Mouse Opossum) is the source of this 1797-nucleotide messenger RNA. RefSeq names its product polyadenylate-binding protein 1-like. Gene Ontology annotation, molecular function: poly(U) RNA binding; mRNA 3'-UTR binding; poly(A) binding. Lineage: Eukaryota; Metazoa; Chordata; Mammalia; Didelphimorphia; Didelphidae. The record is from RefSeq and is a predicted model, not a curated record. Gene Ontology annotation, cellular component: cytoplasmic stress granule; ribonucleoprotein complex; nucleus.
AUGAUGGCAUCUCUCUACGUGGGCGACCUCCACUACGAUGUGACAGAAGCGAUGCUCUAUGAGAAGUUCAGCCCAGCCGGUCCUAUCCUAUCUAUCCGAGUGUGCAGGGACGCCAUGACCCAGCACUCCCUUGGCUACGCCUACGUGAACUUCCAGCAUCGGGCCCAUGCAGAAUGGGUGCUGGCCACCAUGAAUCUGGACGUUAUCAAGGGUAACCCUGUCCGCAUCAUGUGGUUCCAGAGGGACCCUGGCCAGCGUAAAAGAGGUGUGGGCAACGUAUUUGUCAAAAACCUGGAGAAGUCCAUCGAUAACAAGGCCCUGUAUGACACCUUCUCUGCCUUUGGACGUAUUCUGUCCUGCAGGGUCAUCAGUGAUGAGAAUGGUUCUAAGGGCUAUGGUUUCGUCCACUUUGAAACCCAAGAGUCCGCUGGAAAUGCCAUUGAGAAAAUGAAUGGGAUGCUUCUAAACAAUCUCAAAGUGUUUGUUGGACGCUUUAAAUCCCGCAGAGAAAGAGAGUCCGAACUGGGAGUUAAAGCCAGAGACUAUACCAACGUUUACAUCAAGAACUUUGGAGAAAACAUGGAUGAUCAAAGACUUACAGAAAUAUUUGCAAGGUAUGGACCUACUUUGAGUGUAAAAGUGAUGACUGAUGACUGUGGAAGAUCUAAAGGUUUUGGAUUUGUGAGUUUUCAGAGACACGAAGAUGCCCAGGCAGCUGUAGAUGACAUGAAUGGCAAGGAGCUCGAUGGAAAGCAAAUUUAUGUUGGUCGAGCUCAGAAAAAAAGAGAAAGACAGACAGAACUCAGGCGCCAUUUUGAACAAAUUAAACAAAACAAGCACAUCAGAUAUCAGGGUGUUAACCUUUAUGUAAAGAACCUUGAUGACACCAUUAAUGAUGAAUAACUAAGAAAAGAGUUUUCAUCAUUUGGAACAAUCACCAGUGCAAAGGUUAUGAUGGAGAAUGGCCGCAGCAAAGGAUUUGGCUUUGUCUGUUUCUCUUCUUCCAAAGAAGCUGCCAAAGCUUCCAGGGAAAUGAAUGGUAAACUUGUAGCAAGUAAGCCAUUGUAUGUAUCUUUAGCCCAACAGAAAGAGGAGCACAGGAUGCACCUCACAAACCAAUACAUGUACAAACUAGCUCACAUCAGAUCCAUUCCUAGUCCCGUAUUCAGUCCAUACCUAGCAAGUUCUUCACCUUAUUUUAUGACACCUAUUCUACCAAGUCAGAGCCAAGCAGAAUUAUAUACUGCCCUCCAAUUGGCUCAGCUUAGAUCAAGCCCCCACUGGAUUUCUCAGAGUAUCAGGCCUCCUUCAUUCCACACCGUAACCAGGGCUAUUUGCCCAAUGAUUCCUGGAGCAACAUUUAGUCAUCUACGGUCAACUUCAGAGAUUCCAAGAAUCGUGACAACUUCAAGGGUUGUUAAGUCCCCAGCACGGCUGUUGAGACCAUUACCUGCCAUAGGAACAUUUCUCCCAACUAUUCCCGAAGUUCAGCACUUAAAAUGUGUUGCUGGUGUCGAUUAUCCUGAGCAACCUUUUAGCAUAUCAUCAUAUAUUUCUACCCUGCCAGCUGGGCACAUAUUAACAGCUUCUAUGCUAAUUGCACUUCCUCUACAGCAAAAGCAGAUAUUAGGGGAACAGCUAUUUCCAAUCAUUCAAGGCAUAUAUCCUACUUUGGCUGCUAAAAUCACGGGCAUGCUACUGGAGAUAGACAACUCAGAGAUUCUUCAUAUGCUUGAGUCACCGGAAUCUCUCCAUUACAAGGUCAAUGAAGCUGUGACUGUCUUACAGACUCAUUAG